AGCGGCGUGCAUGUGGGCUCCGCACCGCCCCGCCCCGCACCGCCCGCGGCCUGAGGGGAGCGGCGGCGCCCGGAGCUCCGCGCGAGGCGGAACAAAGGCCGCGCCCCUCCGCGGGGCGGCGCCGCCACCAGCAGCACCAUGUCCGGCGUGAGGAGAACCCUCGCUGAGAAGGACCCCGACUACGAGGAGAUCGCGGUGGCGCCGCCCAGCAAACGGCACCGCGCCGCCGAGCAGUCAGCUCGAGAUAUUGCUGUGCAGAAGAUUGAGACGAUUAUAAAAGAACAGUUUGCCGUGGAAAUGAAGAAUAAAGAACACGAAAUUGAAGUUAUAGAUCAGCGCCUGAUUGAAGCAAGGCGGAUGAUGGACAAGCUGCGUGCCUGCAUUGUGGCCAACUACUACGCAUCUGCUGGGCUUCUGAAACCUGGAGAGGGGACCAGGUCAUGUGAUGCCACCAUUCUUAAUCACCCUUCCAUCAAGAAGUUUCUGGAGUCACCCUCUCGCUCAUCAUCCCCUGCUCACCAGGGCUCGGACGCGCCGUCAGCCAACCACUCUGAGAGCGACUCUCUCUCGCAGCACAACGACUUCUUCCUGGACAAGGACAGUGGCAGCCUGGACGCGGAUGAGCGGCUGGCAAACAGCCUGGACCAGAGGCAGAGCAGAAGUGCUGGCCGGGACAGUUUGGGUGUUUCUAGCUCCCAAAAACCAGGACAACGAAAUGCUGGGCUGUCAAACGAUGAGACGUCACGGCUCUACGUGAAGAAAACAAUUGUGGUGGGCAACGUCUCCAAGUACAUUCCCCCUGACAAGAGAGAAGAAAACGAUCAGUCGACCCAUAAAUGGAUGGUGUACGUUCGAGGCUCUCGGAGAGAACCCAGCAUAAAUCACUUUGUCAAGAAAGUUUGGUUCUUCCUGCAUCCCAGUUACAAACCCAAUGACCUGGUAGAAGUAAGGGAACCUCCAUUCCACCUGACCAGGAGAGGCUGGGGAGAAUUCCCUGUGAGAGUCCAGAUACACUUCAAGGAUAGCCAGAACAAGAGGAUUGAUAUCAUACACAAUUUGAAGUUGGACAGGACUUACACCGGCCUGCAGACGCUGGGCGCAGAAACGGUAGUGGACGUGGAGCUGCACAGGCAUUCCCUUGGUGAGGAGUAUCUCUUCUCCCAGUCUUCAGAAUCAGACCUUUCUGAUGCUCCAGCAUCUUUACCACUGCCACUGAGUAUCCCAGCACCAGUCAAAGCUUCUUCACCAAUCAAACAGUUGCGGGACUCCAGCCCAGAUGCUUCUGCUGACAAAGGAUUCCCUGGGAAUGCUGAAACUGAAAGACAUGCCACGUUUUAUUCCCUGCCAUCUUCGAUAGAACGGACUCCCACCAAAUUAGCCACACAGAAAGUUCCCUUUGGCUCUCAUGGAAAUUCAGCCUUUCAGCCCAUUGCAGCUAGCUGUAAAAUAGUGCCUCAAGGUCAGAUUCCAAGCCCUGCAGAGUCGCCAGGAAAAUCCUUCCAGCCUAUCACCAUGAGUUGCAAGAUUGUAUCAGGUUCUCCAAUAUCGACCCCUAGUCCAUCUCCGCUACCUCGUACCCCAACCUCCACUCCGGUGCACAUGAAGCAAGGCUCUGCUAGCUCAGUCAUUAAUAAUCCAUAUGUUAUUGUGGACAAGCCUGGACAGAUGGUUGGAGCAGCAGCCACAAGCACAGGGAGCCCCACCAGCAAGCUGAGCAACGUUUGUCAGGCCUCUCAUGGGGCCGGGUCUCCUGUACCGAAGAGCCACGGGAGCAGCUUUGUGACCUCAGCUGUUAAGCAGGAGGAUUCCCUGUUUGCCACCAUGCCACCUCUUUGUCCCAUUGGGAGUCAUUCCAAGGUGCAAAGCCCCAAAUCAGUCACUGGAGGACUUGGAGCUUUUACAAAGGUGAUAAUAAAACAGGAGCCAGGAGAGCUGCCCCAGCAACCCCAGGUGUCAGCAGCAGGGCCGACCACGCAGACCUCUGUGCAGCAGUAUGUCACAGUAAAAGGAAGCCACAUGUUGGCCUUGUCACCGCAGAAGCCAGCUGUGAGCACGAGCGAGGGGACAGCACAGUCCAAGGUUGUUGGUGUUCCAGUUGGUUCUGCUUUACAGUCAACAGUGAAGCAGGCAGUGGCUAUCAGCGGUGGCCAGAUACUUGUGGCAAAGUCUGGUUCUUCAGUGGCAAAGGCUGUUGGUCCAAAACAGGUUGUGACUCAAGGCGUAGCCAAAGCCAUCGUGAGUGGAGGUGGAGGAACAAUCGUAGCUCAGCCUGUGCAGACUAUAACAAAGGCACAAGUUACUUCCACAGGCGCUCAGAAAAGUACAUCACAAGGAUCAGUGAUGGCUACACUGCAGUUACCAGCCACCAACCUGGCAAACUUGGCAAACUUACCACCGGGCACCAAACUGUACCUCACCACCAACAGCAAGAAUCCUUCUGGCAAAGGAAAACUGCUUCUCAUACCCCAGGGAGCCAUACUGCGAGCCACAAAUAAUGCUAGUCUCCAAUCUGGUGGCUCUACAAAUAGUGGAGGAGGAGGAACCCAAAGUACAAGCAGUAACUUGUCACAGCACCUCACCUAUACAUCCUACAUCCUGAAGCAGACACCCCAGGGCACGUUUCUGGUUGGUCAGCCUUCUCCUCAGAGUUCUGGGAAGCAGCUCACUCCAGCAUCAGUUGUUCAGGGCAAUGUAGGAGUUGGAGCAUCUUCAACACAAGGACAAGCAUUAAAAGUAAUAACUGGACAGAAAACUGCUUUAUUUACACAGGCUGCAGCCAGUGGACAGACAUCACUGAUGAAAAUAUCGGACGGGUCUCUGAAGUCGGUGUCUGCCUCAUCCCAGCUCUCCAAACCUGGCACCACGGUGCUGAGGGUCUCAGGCGGUGUUAUCACCACAGCUGCUGCUCCUGCUGUGGCCCUUCCCACUAAUGGGGUGGCCCAGCAAAUAGAUAAUGCAGGUUCCAGUUCAUCGUCUUCUGGAGCUCCUGCAGCAAAGACAUCCGGACAGCAACACCAAGUCUGUAUAAACCAGACCCAGUCUGCUUCAUCAGUAGUGAGCAAGACUGCUACUUCUGCUGUUGUAAGUGUUGCUUCUCUGGUGACUACGUCAACGCCCGUGACUGGAAAAGCUGCAGUAUCAGGGUUGCUAAAAAUCCACUCAAAUCAGUCUAGUCCACAGCAGGCUGUUCUGACAGUUCCCAGCCAGCUUAAACAGCUCGGUGUUAACACAGCUUCUGGAGGUGUUCAGACAAUACUCAUGCCUAUGAACAAAGUGAUACAGUCACUUUCUACCAGCAAAGUUUCAGCUGUGACAGCUGUCACAUCAGCAAGUACGGCUGUCUCUAGUCCCUCUGUGGCAUCCAUCACUAAAGUUAAGAUGGAGCCUGAUUCAACGGGACAGAACUGCACUUCUGUGGGUACUCAGGAAGGGCAAGCAGCAGUGAAAACAGAAGAGAAUUCAGAACUUGGGAACUACGUUAUCAACAUAGAAUACUUGGAGAACACCCAGCAGCUUUUAACAGCCAUAGUGAAGAAGGUUCCAUUAAUUGCUGAAAAAAGUGAAGAUGUAAGCUCUUACUGUGCUGGUUCAGUGGAACAGUAUUACAGCUGGAAUAUUGGGAAGAGGAGGGCAGCCGAGUGGCAACGAGCAAUGACUGUGAGAAAGAUCCUGCAGGAAAUCAUAGAGAAGCACCCCAGAUUUCACAGCAUUACACCCCUGAAGACAAAGCAUGUGGUGCAGUGGUGUCGAUGCCAUGGCUACACUCCUCCUGACCCCGAGACCUUGCGGAACGACGAGGACUCCAUUGAAGAUGUGCUGACACAGAUAGACAGCGAGCCAGAAUACCCUUCAUCUUACAGCAGUGGUGAGGAUCUGUGCCGAAAACUAGAGGAACUGCAGCAGUUCCUGAAACAAGAACCCGAGCAUGAAGAGGAAGUGGAUGUUCUCAACUUCAGUGAGCCUUUGAAAAUAAACAUUAAAAAAGAAAAGGAGGAGAAACAAGAGGAGAUGAAGUUCUAUUUGGCUUCCUUGCCUGCAUCAGAGUUCGUGAGAGACACAGCAGAGAAGAUAGGAAUUUCCUUUCAGCCUGCUGAGGUACAAAGGAAUGUUUAUGCAUCAGUAAUAGAAGAUAUGAUUUUAAAGGCCACUGAACAGCUGAUGAGCGACAUUCUGCGGCAGGCACUGGCAGUGGCUUACCAGACAGCCCCUCACAACAGGACUCCAAGAGAGAUCACAGUGAUGAAUAUUCACAAAGCCAUCUGUAAUAUUCCCUUUCUUGACUUCCUCACAAACAAACACAUGAAGAUACUAAAUGAGGAGCAAUGAAACAGCACAGAAGAUGCUACGGGAAAAAUGAAUUUAUGGCUGAAGCUGGGAUGACAAAUCCAGUAGGACACUUGUAUUCUUUAUAGCAUCGGGCUACUAUCUUUUACCUCCAAUUAAAGAUGCACCUUAAUGCAACAAAGUGAUGCUCUGUUCCAAAUCAAGUUGUUAAAUGUCAGUGUUUACUUGGUAAGUGUAUGUUCAGUGGCUGAACAAACACUGUCAGUUUGCAUCAAGUUGCUAGCUAUGAGAGGCUCCACAGUCUCUGACAAGAGCUGUACUGAUGAGAUUAAUUUUUUUUUUUUUUUUUUUACAAAAGAAAUUAUGCUUUUUAAUGCAUACUGCAUGCCAGUUGGUUCCCCAUGCAGUGGGCAGAACAGUUGCUAUGUCACUUGGAAUGUGAGAGAAUUCCAGGUCAGCUUUUAAAGGUGGGUCAUUUGAGCAAGUGGAUGGGUUGGUUGCUUAGGGUCGAGGUGGGGGAGCAGAAGGCUGAUGGUCCCACCAAGUUCUGCCAGUCCUCCUUGAGCAUCAUGUGACUGGAAUACAGCUGGGUGGGCUGCUUGUCUGCUUAUUCAGCUGGGUGCAACCCAAGCAGGUAACACCUGGCCUCUUCAGAGGAGGUUUCCCAUCUGAUGUUCUCAGUCACCUCAGAGAGGAAGGUGGACUGGCACGUGCUCAGUCAAUAUGAAUGAACCAUGGUCAGACUUGGUAAGAUGGGUCUGGCUGCUUCUGCGUGAGAAAGGUGAAGAGUGUGUACAGUAUUCAGUGUCUGUGAGCUUGGACUGGCUGAAACCUUUGUUUGCCCAGCGAGGGCCUCCCCAGGCUGCUGUGAAUUUUGGAAGGCAUGUGCCCAGCUUAGCCUUGCUGUUCUGACAGCAUUCACUAAGAGCCAGGUUCUCAGGUGUGACUUUGACUGAAGCUCUGAAUUCACAGAAGCCUGAUGAGAUCAAAGAAAUCAGAGGCUUAUUGCUUGUGGGGACCUCCUCUGAUAGCCCGACUGCAAGGAAGUUCUGCUGCUCGUGCUAGGACUUCUGUCUCAGGAAUGUCACUGCUGCAGGAGACGUGUCUGCAGGCUGGCUUGUGACGCCUUUCUCAAGGAAGCUUUGAUGACAGCACCCAGACUGCUCUCCCCACUGCCCCUGUGUCCAGCACCAGGGUGCUUGCUCAUAUGUCAGUAAUCCAUUGCAAGUUGGUGGGACUCCUGUUGGACCAUCAUGCUCUCAGAUGCGUGAGGCAGCACAGUCAGGUGGGUGGAGCACGGGUCGAGCAGCCUGAGCCUCCAGUGCUCUGAUCUCAGCUGGGUCACUGGUCUGCUGCAUGGCCUUUGAUUUAAUCACUCCGUGCCUCAGUUUCCCCAUCUCUGAGCAUGGGGAGCAGGAUAACCUACCUCACAGGGAUGUACUGAGGCCUCUCACUCCUGUUGGUGCUGUGCUUUGACAGCACAAAGCCUUUUAUAAACAUUAAACUGCAGUUAUCUUUCCUGGCCUGGAGUGGGAACGUAAAUCUUCAAGAUGUUACCUUUUGGUGCUUUUUUGGGGCUAGAAGACUUGGUAAUGCCAGCUGUGUGCAGGGACUUUGGAAGAUGGGUGAUGAUCUCAGGCUGCCAAGGAGAGCUGACGGCUGGGUGCAGUUCUCGAUCUGCAGGUGCUGUGUACCUCAGAUGAGAUGCUGCGUGUUUUCUCCAACCUGGAUAAAGCCAAGGUCUGCAGACAGGCCCCUUCCUAGUUCAUUGAGAGCUGGUGGGGCAGUCGAGUCUGUUUGAAUACAAGUGGCAGAGCCUGGCCCUUGGAUCUAGGAAACUGAUGGAUGAAAUCCAAGGAGCGUUCAAAGAAGGAUUUGGGUUCCCCUGGAAAUGCUAUUUUUGGAUGCUCUGGAUUCAGAGGACAAUCCUGGCUUGUUGGGGUGAGCCCAGCACAGGAAGUGCACAGCUUAGCCCUGAUGUUGGCUUUUUGCAGGGAUCAGUGUGAAGAGGCUGAGCGGUGGUGAUUAUAUCUGAGCUGCGCAGGGGGAGGUGCAGGGAGCUGGGGCUGCUGGCCCUGUGCUGUUUGUAGGAUGUGAGCUCCAAGUCCGUGCUGCGCCCAGCCUCCUUGGAUACAACUUUUACAAAAGGGUGUUUUGGAGCUAUCUGUCACUAUUGCUGUGAUGGGGUGUGUAGGAAACGGCCUUUGGGCAAAUGCAGCCAUGCUAAGAUCUGCUGCAGUGACGCACGCGUUCCCAGCCCCCGGCUCCUGUGGGCUUUGCUCUGAGAUUUCAGUGCCCAGAGCAGUGCUUGAGAAGCAUCAGUGUGGGCAUCUGUUUGCAAAUGGUGGUGUCCUCGCCCAUGUCCUGCUGUUCUGCAUAGAACAGCAUCAGUGUGGGAGGCGUGGGGCAGCCCUGCAGCAGAGUGCUGCUGCCGCAGAUUGCUGCUGAGGCGUUUCGGAGCAACCACGGGCUAUUCUGCUGCAUUAAUAAUAGAUAGCAUUUGCUGAAGAGAAAUAAAAUCUGUUAGAAGAUAACACAUUUGUCGUAGUGCUUUGGAUGUAGGAGAUGUUUGCAGUAUGUCUUUUGGAAAGCGGUGGGAGGAAAAUCUUGUCAGCGAGAAGUGCCUGUGCGAAUGGCUGGGGAUGGGGGCACAGGUGAGAGAACUCUCUACAAACGUGGCCCCUCUGUAAUGCUGGGUGUUUGAAGCCUUCAUGUUAUCUGUAUUAUAUUGUAUAAUUGUGUAAGAUACAUAUGUUUACAAUAAAUUCUUUUAUUAGCUGUGA
Tympanuchus pallidicinctus (lesser prairie-chicken) is the source of this 7067-nucleotide messenger RNA. RefSeq names its product YEATS domain containing 2 (gene YEATS2). Bases 139 to 4326 code for a protein of 1395 amino acids. The transcript has 30 exons. Gene Ontology annotation, molecular function: histone binding. Gene Ontology annotation, biological process: regulation of transcription by RNA polymerase II; chromatin remodeling. Lineage: Eukaryota; Metazoa; Chordata; Aves; Galliformes; Phasianidae. The record is from RefSeq and is a predicted model, not a curated record. Gene Ontology annotation, cellular component: NuA4 histone acetyltransferase complex.